UACCGGGCUAAUGGCUAAGAAUCGAAUGCUGAGGAAGACUGAGAGUUGCUGUGAAGUUUAAAACAAAAGUUUGUCGAAAUAUUUCUACAAAAAGGCUCAACUGACGACGUCGGACUCCCUGUGGAGUUGUCAUGGCACCACCAAAAAAGAGGGCGUUACCCAAACCACUCCCAGAGGGCUUUGUACUGACGGACACUGAGAAGAAGAAAUGGAGGCUGGGGAAAAUCAUAGGUCAAGGUGGCUUUGGACUGAUCUAUCUUGCCUCCCAUGAUGUGGACAGACCUGUCUCAGCAGACACUGACUUUGUCAUAAAAGUGGAGUACCAUGAGAAUGGCCCCCUGUUCUCGGAGCUCAAGUUCUACCAGAGGGCAGCCAAAGCGGAGAGCAUGCAAAAAUGGAAGAGAAGCAGGAAACUGGACUUCCUGGGCAUCCCAACAUACUGGGGAUCAGGACUGGCGGAACAUAAUGAACUCAGGUAUCGUUUCAUGGCCAUGGACCGACUGGGCAGUGACCUUCAGAAAGUCUGUGAGAGCAGCGGAGGUCGACUGAAGAAGACCACCGUUCUCUGGCUGGGUCAAGGACUGGUGGACGUAUUAGAGUAUAUUCAUGAGAACGAAUAUGUACAUGCAGACAUUAAAGCUGCCAACCUCAUGCUGGGUUUCAGAGACCCUGAACAGGUCUUUCUCGCAGACUAUGGGCUGUCCUACAGAUACUGUCCUGAUGGAGACCACAAAGAAUACAAGGAAAACCCCAAGAAGGGACACAAUGGAACCAUCGAAUACACCAGCAUCGAUGCUCACAAAGGAGUUGCUCCAUCUAGACGUGGUGACCUCCAGAUUUUGGGUUUUUGUCUUCUUCACUGGAUAUGUGGGUCUCUGCCUUGGGACAAAGUUCUGAAUAACCCAGCUCAGGUCCAGGAGGCCAAGGCCAGACUGAUGGAUAAUCUGCCAGGCUCAGUUCGGCAGCUGUCAGUGAGUGGAGCCAGCACAGAUGAGGUGGCUGCAUUCCUCAGUUAUGUGAAAACUCUGGACUACCAAGAAAAGCCAAACUACCAGCGAGUAAAGCAGCUGCUGGCCACUGGCACCACGGGUAGACUCGACUUCUCCAUGCCGAAAGGGCCUGCAGGGGGGUCAACCACCAAGAUACAAGACCCCGCCACCAGGGACAAGAAAACAGGACGAGCCAGAGGGCCCUCCAAAGCCAAGGCUGUGGUAACGGAGGUUGAUGAUAAUGAUGAUGAAGAACAAGAAGAAACGAUGAAGUUGAAACCAGUGCCAGCUCGCUACAAAAGAGGACCACCCGUCAGUAAACCUCAAACACAGCAGGAAGAUGUUGGCGCUUUGCCUCCUGCCAGAUCACUGAGGCCAAGGCGAGGCCCUUCCACUUAUAACGAGGACGACAGUGUUAGUGAGGAUGAAGAGGAGGAGGAUGAAGAGGAGGAGGAGGAAGAGGAGGAGGAGGAGGAGGCUAGAUCCAGACCUAUCCCUGCAUGCUAUCUGAGAGGCCCCCCGAUCGGCCCCAGACCCCAGCCCAAACAGAAUACUAAACCCAAACGGAGCAGCGGGAAAACAGAUGACUUCACCGUGACCUCAGAGAGACGCGCAGGACUACACUCGCAAAGAAGAAAUCACAUAUUGGCAAACUGUGAUGCAGAGGAGCGAGCGCACACGGACUUCUGGGAGAAAUGGGACGAAAGGCCGUGGCCCUACGAUGAGUAUGCCAACCGAGGACGGACAGGUCCAAACUGGGACUGUCCUCAAAUUCACCAGAAUCACCUCUCGACCCCUCAGGCCCAGCCAUUGCUCCACUACAGAGCAUGCUACAGCCACAGACAGUGUUGCCACGGCAACCUCUGUUGUAAACACAGACAGUGUUUUGGUGACUGGGAAGGGUCUGCUCACAGGGGCCCACAGGAGGAAGCUGGUCCCAUUCAGAGGAAAGGACUCUUUUCCUGGUGUCUCUUUUUGGUCGUCUUCCUUUUCCUGGGUGCUGCUCUUGGUGUUUGCCAAAGUGCUUUUAAACCUUUUUAAACAAGAACGUUUUUGGGUAGGAACAGGAUCAACUGGGGAAGCACCCAGUGAGAUACUGAGGGAUUUUUCCACAAUAUUUUUUAUUUAGAAACAGCUUUUUGCAAUCACAAAACAACACACAAUUAUAUCUAAUUCCAGAACAAAAGAGAGAGAGAAAUAAAAAAAAAAAAUAAAAAAAUAAUAAAUAAGAACAAGAAUGCUCCUCAUAUGUUAAAAAUGCUAAUCUAUACAGAGUGGAGUACAAUAAUUGCACUAAAUGUUAAAUAUGAGCAAUAUUCAAAAGACCAAAAAAUAAUUUAUACAUGCAUCUGCAUAGUCCACAAAAAAUGGCAUUUAAUUUGAUCAUGUGAUACCAAUGCUUAAUAAAAGAAAUAAAAAGAAUAAAAAAAACUUAGCUGAUACCUGAUAUCAGUGUUUGUUGUUGUUGUUAGUUUAAGUUUUUUGUUGUUGUCAUGUUUUUAUUCUGAUACACACUGAAAGGCUCCUCCAGGAAGUGCAAGAACCCGAUGGCAGUCUUAUCUGCUAUUUAUCAAACUUUUAUUCUGACCUACACGUUG
Messenger RNA from Plectropomus leopardus (leopard coralgrouper), 2587 nucleotides. RefSeq names its product VRK serine/threonine kinase 2 (gene vrk2). NCBI's taxonomy places the organism in Eukaryota, Metazoa, Chordata, Actinopteri, Perciformes, Serranidae. Gene Ontology annotation, molecular function: protein kinase activity; ATP binding. Gene Ontology annotation, biological process: protein phosphorylation. The record is from RefSeq and is a predicted model, not a curated record.